Messenger RNA from Entamoeba invadens IP1, 2616 nucleotides. RefSeq lists its product as hypothetical. The transcript has a single exon. Gene Ontology annotation, molecular function: protein binding. Bases 1 to 2616 code for a protein of 871 amino acids. NCBI's taxonomy places the organism in Eukaryota, Evosea, Mastigamoebida, Endamoebidae. The record is from RefSeq and is a predicted model, not a curated record.
AUGUCUGUAUCCAUAUCAUUUCACUACAUCAACAAAGCCUAUGUUGUCGGUGAUUGUAUCCAAGGCUUUAUUAGUAUCACCACCAAACGAAGAGCUAUACUCACUUCUCUUUACUUUAAUAUAUACGGCAAGACAAUAACAAUUCCAAACAUAAACAACUCAAAGCCACAAAAGGAGUAUACACAAUUUUUCAUCUCUUCAAACUUCCCACCACUUGCGGAGCAAUGGAAUUCUUCAAACGGACCUUUCUGUCGAGAGUACCCAAUCGGAGUACAUGUGGUCCCGUUUUCUAUUCAAGUGCCUUCAGUACCUUCUCCAUCAGUCACGUUGAAGAAUGGAAUUGGUAUUAAAUACUUUCUACAGGCUACACUAACAGUACUUACUCUCAAAAAAGAUGAUUCAAAGACACAACUUUCGACGUUUUCAGAAGAAUCUGAAAUCCAGAUCAUUUCAUUUAAAAAGCAAACACUCGAACAAAACGUGACAUUUAAAGAAGAGAAGACAAACAGCUUCGGCUUGUUUUUGAAAUUGUCGUGCAACACUUCAGUUGUUCCCAAUCAACCCCUCAAAGUGACUGCCUUUAUUAAAAAUACAACAGGCAAUUUAGUCAGUCCAGUAUUAAUGUGGCAUUCCGAGCAUCAGUACAAAGAGACUUAUCUAGUUUUAAAUGGCGGUGUUCGACACUUGGGAGAUGUUGAAACAAUCACCGAAAAGGAAGUCACAAUCGACACUUCAAAUCUCUUCCCAACAAUAUCACAGAAAAACUUUUCAAUUCGGAGUUUCUUGGAACUUCAAAUCUCCUAUUCCAAAAGCACCAUUGUGUGUCGACUUGAAUUGAACGUUGGGUGGGAGAUGGUGUCUGUUGAUGUUAAUAGAGCAAGAGGGGCGUUACUUGGUGUUGAGUACAUAUCCGACAAAAUGGCGUUUUACGGCGCACACAUGCGACCGACACCAGAGUGUGACGAAACAGUCGAAAAGAAGGUUUUUGAGAACAAAGUGUAUUACGUCAAUCACUUGCUUAGAAAAUGUUACAGUGACAGUAAAUGCUUGAGUAUCACUAACGCACGAUACCCACUUCCCGAAUGUGAGAAAUUGCCAUAUGGGUGGGGUAUAGGCUCCGACAGAGGAGAGAUCUAUUUUAUCAACUGGAAUAAGAAAUAUACCACUUGGAUCGACCCACGACCAUUCCCCAAUCGAAAGGUAGUUGUUCGGAACAUAUCAGUGACUCUAUUUAAAGGAAGAAACUUUCCAGCUUUGAAGGGGAAAGUGUGCACAAGUUAUUGUGUAGUGUUUGAUUCGGAGAAUAGGGCUAUCCAAUCGGGUUCUUCCACAAAAUGUGUCGAUCCAAUCUGGUCUGAAAACAACACUCUGACCUUCAGUAACUCUCCUGAUCGAGAGAAUUUCGUGUUAUACUUUUAUACAAAUAAAAAGUUUGUUGGUGGGAUAGAUCUUCCUAUGUGGCGAAUAGCGGACAAUGGGAUUAUGGAGUGGUUCCAACUCCGAAAUUUUGGAGACUUUGAAAUACCACAAACAGGGGAGGUCUUGUUGAAGAUAUGUUGGGAAGGAGACACACAACCUGUUGAGAAAGAGUGUGUGUUGGCCCAUUUCCCACCUUUUUAUUGCAACAGCCCAGCGACAAAAGACCAAGAGAAGUACAUCAACAAAUAUCGGAAGAAGAAUAAGGAACUUCCCGAAGAAUUCAAAGUGAGUGGUGACUUAGUGACUGGUAAAAAUGUGUUCUUUUUGGAAGUGGGAAUUAGUGAAAACACAUUUGUACUUGGUCAUGCGGUGAAUUAUGAUGCAAAUUGGGUCGGCAAAGACCUCGACAAGUCGCCAUUUCUCUCUUCAACUGAUUGUCAACGCCGCGAAAAGCGGAUGGCCAGUUUGUCUGCAGCGUCGACUCCUCUCAAGUUGAACAACACCAAAACACUUUUGUCAUUACAAAGAUCGACUCCAUUGCACAGACCACAAAGAUCAUUAACUGGCAGCUUGUCGAGAAAAGCCGAAGAUGAAGAUUUGGAAGAAGUCAUGGGUGCGCUCACCGAUAGACAGAGUGUGUAUUUACGAAAUAGAAACAACUCGAUGAGUGAGAAACCGUGCAAUUUGGGGGAUUCUCCGUUGAUGCUUGUCGACGAUAAGAGUGAAGAACAAUUUGCGCCAUUGUCUAAAGAGGUUUUCCAAGAAGUUGUGAUGGACAGAGAGGAUAUACUCUCGCGAAGAAAAAGGCUACUCGAUGAAGAAAAGUCGAAAGCCAUGGACGAGUUGUUGCACAUCGAACAAACCCAACAUUCACCACGGCGAAAUGAAUUAAAAAGAGAGUCCGAGGGUAUUCUAUCUCCACGGUCCCCAGUAAUAUCGCCGAGGUCAUUACAAAACAGUUCAUCGUUAUCACCACGAGGUGGCGCGCACAGUCCUCCGAACAACACACCACGUAAUAUCAUUGUAAUUUCUUGUGAGUCACAAAAGCUGAAAAGCGAGCGCUGUGAGAAAAGGGUGAGCUCUCUAUUGAAAAAGUCCGAGAGCGACAAGAGCUUCGAGUCUCAUGUUGCUUCGUUGGGUGUAGUUGAUGAGGUCGAAUUUUCCCCUUCAGAAAAGCGACUACUGGGAUUAGUUUGA